This is a messenger RNA of Aedes albopictus (Asian tiger mosquito), 8360 nucleotides long. RefSeq names its product alpha-protein kinase 1 (gene sstn). Gene Ontology annotation, biological process: establishment of epithelial cell polarity. The transcript has 2 exons. The record is from RefSeq and is a predicted model, not a curated record. Lineage: Eukaryota; Metazoa; Arthropoda; Insecta; Diptera; Culicidae. The coding region runs from base 1477 to 4278 and encodes 933 amino acids.
GAGCGUGUGUGCGUGUAAAUUACGGGAAACGUAAAGCAGCAGUCGAAAUCGUCGGGUCGCUGCUCGGUCGAGCAGCAGAAUUUUCAUUUAUUUCGUUUAUUUUGAGUUGUUUCUUCGGUUCGGUUGUACUUUAGUUCGAUCGCCUGGACCGUUGGUUCCAAUUUGUGCUAGUUUUUCGUUCGUUUUCGUUGCGUUCCGUGCGGCAAAAAGUCGAUUGAAAGUGCGAAAUUUUCCGUGGGAUCGUCAGCAAGCACAUUCGAGAGAGUUGGGCGAAAGAAUUCAGGACACAUCCCGACGAUCGUGCGAAAGAGUGAGAGGGUUGCAAUUUAUAGGGCCGUGAGUGUGAACGGGAUGCAAACAGUCAUCGAGACAAAAAAUGUUGGGCGUACGGUGCUUGAAGGCAGCUGUGUUGGUGUAUGAAUGAAAUUGUUGUGAACGAACCAACGAACGAACGGCUACCAGCUAGUGCGCUUUGCUGGGGCUUGGCCCUUUCCUUCUUCGCCUCUACGUGUUGGAACGAUCAUCAUCCGCUAGUUGCAACAACAACAUCAGUAGCAGUGGAGAGAGAGAGCAUUGAAUGGAUUAAUGAUGAUAGCGAUGGGCACAUCGGCAGAAGCAGCGGUCUUCCACCUACCCAGCUAGAUGAUAUCCCAACAAGCUGUUUGGGCCGUCCACAACACAACGAAUGAUAGGCGGUCGCACAGACGGCUGAACCUGUGAGAGAAUUUAUUUUUGGAAAAGCAUCAUAGCGAAGUUCGCGUCAGUGAAUCAUCGAGGUAAUGAUGGUGACGAAGCUGUGGAAAUAAUGCUGACCGACGAAUGUUUGAAGUACUUUUGCGUUUGAUUUGUUCAAUUGAGAGAGGUACUGGCAUCAUUUGAAGCUUUGUUUUACUGUAAAACCUGUAAACCACUUGAUUCAAGCAGCAUUUGCGAAUUUCUUCAUAUAUAAGAUCGGAAUCGUCGUCCAAGAGCAGCAACACGCAACAAAGGCGGCUGGCCGUGUGAGGCUGUGUGUGGAAAUAUAACUGCAGGCUUAUCUAAUCUGAAGCGAAAAAUAAAACAAGUGUAUCAUCGGUUGACUGCCGCCGCCGCCAGCCAGCUAAUACCUAGUAAGUGAAUCAGAAGAAGCCACUGAGAAGUAAGAAAAGUGUACUGUGUGCUGUGCUGGAAAAGAAGUCAUCGUGCCGUACCGUGCUGUAGGAAUACAAAAGUAUGUGUGCUCGUUAUGAACAGAAGUGAGAGCUAGCGCGCGCGGAUUGCAUUAAUUAUAAUCAGUCAGUGAGUUUCAAUCUAUAGAAGGUCUUUUCAGUGUGACUCCUCUUUGGAUCGCAGACGGCGGCGACGACGAUGAUGAUGGUGAAUCAGAAAAACAUUAGUUUGGCGCUCCGGUUGCUGCGAUCGGUAGUGGUGUGAACGUUUCUAUAGAAAAUUGCAAACAUAUUGUGAGUGAAAAUCAGCAUACAAAGUAUAGGAAAAAUGGGAGAUACCAAGGUGAAGCAAGCUUUCUAUGGUACGCCGCCUCAUCAUCAACAGCCAACUAGCUCCAAGGCGUCCGGUGCAGGGGGACCACCUUCGGCAUCCGACAUCCAGAAAGGCGGAGCAGUGAGCAAAGAAGAUGGCGCAGCCAAAACUCCCAACAAAUAUGACCAGCUCAAAGCUCGCAAAGCUGAGCUGGAAAAGAGGCUCAACGAAAAGUACGCCCAGCUGCAGCAAAUUAAACGCGAAGAGGCUCAACUCAUCGGAAUGUAUCCGAGUGACUUCAGUGCUGGCAUUGGAAGUCAAGAUCAAAACGGAACGGCGCCUACCUUGAGACGAAAGAUCGGUACCAGCUUUAAGCUGCCGGAAAAUCUGCUGAACAACAAGGAAGAUGACAUCAAUAAGCUGCUUCUGGAGAAACAAAUCCAACAGCAGAUAUCGGAAGCGUCGCUUAGGUUAGCCAAUGAUACAGCCCAAUCUAAGUCGGUUCGAAGGACACACAAGCAAAACUUCGAAACAGCUCAGCAGAAAUUACUGGCAAUAAAUCAAAAUCUCAGCGUACUGAAGAAACGACAACAGCAGGCUGCGGAGCAACAACAAAAGCCGCCUCCUGCGACCCGAGACGAUAUAGAUAUUCAUAAGAGCAGUAAUUUCAAUCGGUUUCGAUCGAACAGCAAUAGCAGCAGCAUGGUGAUGAUGAUGAAUGCGUCGGAACGACGAAACUCGGUGAAAUCCAACACGUCGUCAAACCAUUCCAGUAACCUAAACAGCUCGAUUGGAUCAGCACCUAAACAAGGGCAUCAACAGCUUCUGGUGCAGAUCCCUAGUCAGCAGCACCCAAACCAUUAUCAUUCGCAGCAAAUCUCCCCGUACUCAAUACAUUCCGGAACGUUGUCGGUGAUGCCAUCGGGUUCGCAAAGUAUGACCCCUGCUGCCUCGGCCGCAAUGGUAUCCCAGCUCAGCAUGCUUCGGCAUCGCGUUCGACACGACAGCUUUAGUGGGAUGAUUAGCUAUGAUCUAAGUGGUGCUUCCGGGGAAACGGCAAAGUUGUCACCCGUGAGUAGCGGGAGCGGGCAUCAUCACCAUUCGCAUCCUCACCAGCACUUCCAACAGUCGCAACAACCUCAUCAAAGUGGUCCCCAUCGAUUGAACAAACUGCUACAGCAACAAUUACAUAGCUACAGUCCUCCUCCCCCGGGUCAUCACACACAUGGCACUAGUCCGGGUUACGUACUGUCUCCUCCGGCCAGCGGUGGGUCAUCAUCUGGCACCGCCGCCGGACAAGCAUUCGUUUACGAUACAAAAAUGAUCUCAAGGCUUCAACCUCCUCCGCCGCCGCCGCCGCCGCCUCCAACAUCCGGUGACCAGAACUACUGUCCAAACGUUGCGCUGGGUGGUGGCUUCGGCUACGAUCAACCGGAAGGGGCCGCAUCUGCUGGUCUCGGCGGUUACUGGAUGCUUCUGGAGACGGGAGAAAAGGUCUGGUGUGCUGUGGAUAACCGAUUCUCCAGUUUAGAUCGGAAGCAGGGCGGUGGCAGUAUGAAGCUUUCUCGGUCCAAGGUUAGUCAACAUGCCCACGCCGCCCCAACCAAGAGCAAUUCGAUGGGAAAUUUUGAUUUUAUCCAUAAACAACAGCAGCAGCAGCAACAACGGCAACAAUCCGACGAAUCGAUCCAACCGGAUACGAUUUCCGUAACAUCUGGUUCCAGUGAACACAAGAAACGAGAAAAGGUUUGGCGGGAAACCUCCUUGGACAGCCCGGUGGUGAAGCACAAGGCUCUUCCCUCGAUUAGCUUGAAUCCUCCAGUACUUCCGGCAUACCCGGAACCUCCGCCACCACCCCCACCUCACCAUAGCAGUUACUCAUCGCAAUCCAAUUCCGCGCAACAAACUCCUCUGCAUAUCAACACCAGCAGCGGACACAAUCUGCUUUCGUCACCCUCAUCGCCAUUACUGCUAUCACCUCAGCAGAUGAUAUAUUAUCAACAGAAGCAACAGCAGAUCCUCGAACAGCAACGACAGCAGCAACACCUUCGGAUAAGACAACUAGAGGAACAGAAGCAUCAAGCAUACCUGCUAGAACAACAUCAACAACAACUGCAGCAGCAGCAGCAGCAGCAUUUACUACAGCAAAAACAUCUUCGAUCACCUCCUCAACCCCCUAAGCAACAGUCCCAUUACCCGCCAAAUUCCUCCUAUUGUUCAAGCCAGCAACCCCGGCAGCAACAGCAUCUAGACCUCCUUCCCCUCCAUUCCCCUCAAUACUACGAUCGGGAAAACCACAACCUCCCUCCGCACUACUACCAAUCCCAAGAGGCUCCACCGCCGCAGAACAAUCUCUCCUCGCGCCACCCGGAUCUCCUCAUAUCGCCCACCCUCUCGGCAUCCUCCUCAAACACCCUCACAUCCCCCACGUUUCGACCGCAACCGUCCGUCUCGCCGACCCCAUCCACAAUUACUACCACUUCCGCCGGACCGGGAUCGGGUGUUAUCCAGGACAUCCAGACGGAAUCGCCCAAGAACGUCACCGUGGUCCAGCAGGGUAAGAUACAACCCUACAAGGAAGUUACCAAGCCGUUCGAGAUGUCCGACUUCUACAAAUACUCCACCAAGUACCGACAGAAGCAGCAGCUGCAGCAGCAGCAGCAGCAACAACACCAACAGCAACACGGAACAACCGGCGCCGAACAGGUCAGUCCCAAUGGGAACAGUUCCGGCGGAAGCGGAGCGGCGGAAGUGAUCCAGAAGGUGGUCUAUCAACCGCCGAACCCGUCGAUAUGUCAACCCAUCAACUACAACUGAACGGCGUCGCCACCACUACUGAAGCGUAAGUCUGACUGAGAAUUGUUUAUAGAACUGCGUAGGUAGUUAUGUUUUCAUAUUGAAAAUUGUUCGUUAGGAAAUUACAACUUGCGGGAAUAUACAAGUAUAGUUAGUCGACGUAUAAUUUUCCUAGAAGAAAAUGUUAUCGUUUAGACUUAUAAGGGAUUAUAAGGGGAGAUUCAGUAGGAAAAGCAUUGGAUUGGAAAUAACUCUGAUCUGUGUGUAAAUGAAUGCUAUCAUCAGCAUUAACUUAUUCUUUUUCUUGGCGUAACGUCCCUACUGAGAUGAAGUCUGAUUCUCUGUGAUCUAUGAGCGUUUCCGCAGUUAUUAGCUGAGAGCCUACUCUGUCAAUGACCAUUUUACAUUGAUUUAUAUAACGUGUGGAAGGCACGAAGAAAAUCAAAGACAUUUCCAUCAUUCAACAGUUCUUGGACCGACUGCGAAUUGAACCCGUCACCCUCCGCAUGGUAGUGCUGAAUACCCGCGCGUUCAUUUACCGCUUUGGCUAUAUAAGCUCAUCCGUCAUCAUCAUCACCUACGUCGGGGAAAUGGAACAGAGCAUCGCGAAAAAAGGGGACGUUUGCGGAGGCAUAUUUUUAGAACCUGUAUAUGUACAAGAUUAAUCUGGGGUAGGGAAGUGGAACCAUCUCGGCAGGGGUCCUAUUUUGGGCGCUUUUCUGCUAUAACUCAGCCAAUUUUUAACCAAUUGACACAAUUUUUGGAACGCGAUGAGAUACGUAUAGUAUCUAGCCGUGUACAAAAUUUCAAGUCAAUUGGUUUAGAAUUGACUGAAUUAUAGCGAAGAGUGCCCAAAAUACCGGCCGCUGCCCAAGUGGUUCGCUACCCUAUUAUUCAACGAAUCGAGAGUUCUUAUUUUUGGCAGUAGAUUUAUGCAGGAUGUCAGUUUCUGGAUUUUUACUUAAAGGCCAACCAAGCCAAGUGGAAAUAACAAUGUUGAAAUGCUUUGACAUUCGUGUACACAACUGAAACACGUGUGUGACGAUCAUAUUGAAAUAUAAAUUGCGAAAAGAAAUCUACUUGCUCCGCUGGGAAUCGAACUCACGACUUUCAAUUCUCUAGACGGGCGCUUCUUUUCCUCCAAGCUACGGAGACACUUGAAUUCAUACCGGAUUAUUACACGAAUUAUCGAACAAUUUGACAAUGAUAAUGGUACUAAGCACUCCCUUAGGAUAAUCAACGAAGAUUACAAAAUAUGCUUGAGAUUCUCUAGAAGUUGAACCCGGAGUUCCGCCUCAAGUAUAACGCUACUUUUCCUCGUAAAAACCGAGAAACGGGCUUUAAAGAUCUCCCUAGAAAAUUCUCUGAACGCUUUGUGAAUUUUUGGAACUUUGGAAGAUGAAACAUCAAAACCUAAGAGCUGAUUACUGGUGCCUUAGAAGUCCUGGCUUACUUAGAGGUUUGAAUUCCACCUUGGUCGAUGUGAGAGGGAGUGUUGUUCAACCUAGAGGAAGCGAAGAAUUUCCUCUUUAUUGCCGACGAGCAGAUACAGAAUUUCCGUAUCUUGAAGGGCUGGAACCCGAAGAGAUCCUUCGGCUUAGCUUUCUUAGUGUGAUAUUAGUUAUUAAUUAUCACGUACUCUCGGAUGAUGGUUGUUCAUCAACUCCUUUAUUCAGAAAUUUUUCACUUACGGCUAACUUCCCUGAUUAAAAAUAUCAUAAAAAUACGAUAAAUUUUAUUGUUACAACACCAUUUUUUCGAAAAAUAUUCACCAUUAAACGUAUUGUAAUUUGCACAGUACACUAACAAUCACCCCUAUUGUUCUAUACCAUUCGGCGAAUGGUAAAUGGCACUUUUACAAUAAAAAAUGGUAGUCGUUAUCUAUCUUAACCAUAAAAUUUUGAGUAAACUUUCAUACAUUUUUUCGCGAAAAACAAUAGAAUGUAUUGUGUUUUUAUGAGACAUUUUUUGGGCUACUUUCAAAAUAAAACAAUACAUCCUAAUGUUUUCCAUUGUUCUUACAAUACAAAUACAAUUAAUUGAAUGGUAUAAUAUCGUUCACAAAUUCAUCAUUCAAAUUAUGUGUAUCUAUGUUUCUGUAAACCUCUCCACUCAAAUGAUCUUCAAUCACCAAUUCAAAAUAUUCUGACAGACUAUUCCCAGUCAAUGUCCACGUAUCAUAGUCUAUAGUGCACCUGUAAUGUACUAAAAAGUCUCUACCCAAGAUUCCAUCCGUUGGUAUGGAUUGGGUAUAUCUUGAGGUACUAUUUGGAAUUUUUGAGGUAUUUUGAUUCCAUUAGGUAAUUGUAAUAAUGUUGAAAUAGUUCCUAAAGUUUCAAGGGAUUCGGAAUUGAUUCCCGUUAUAUUUCAUUUAUCUUGAAUAUUGAUUAAUUCGGUUGUUUUAAUAUUCUCAACUUUGAUCAACGAUAUGAUAUUUCAGCACCAGAAUCAAUAAGAAAUGAGUUAUUUUUAUCGGAGGCAUCAGUACCCAAUGACACAAAAUUGCUGAUAGCGGUAUGGAUUGUAAAAAUUUUGCUCAACGGCGUGGCAUCAAUUGAGCCAGAGUCACUGGCUGUGGUUGAGGUCCCUGAAUUGAUGGUUGAAACCCCAAAGCAGUUUCUUGAUUUACACAUGCUGCUCGUCCACUUUGUGGAGCUUGCGGGUUUUCUGAAGAAUAGUAAACUCUGGUGUAACGGUUACCAUUAGCAUAACCUCUGUUGCUGCCUCUGAAAGAGUUGUUGUUACCUCUGUAAUUUUGUCGAUAAUUUCGGUUUGAAUAAUUGUUUUGUGAAUUAUUGCGACCUCUGGAAUUUCCGCGGUAAUAGGACAAAUCGGUGAAGUACUAGAAUUGUAGUAAUGAGCUGAAUUUUAGUAUGGUGAGAAGGUCAAUUCUCCGUUUCUGCAGCGAAAUGGUGCAAAAGGCGUGGGUAUUAUGAUUCCUUGCCUAAUUUGAUGCUGUUUGAGCAAAACUUUGGGCAACAGUUUUGUUGUUUUCUCCAUUUCUUGCAACAUAAACAAUAUAGUUAUCCAAAGUUUUGCUCAAACAGCAUCAAAUUAGGCAAGGAAUCAUAAUACCCACGCUUUUCGCACCAUUUCACUGCAGAAACGGAGAAUUGACCUUCUCACCAUACUAAAAUUCAGCUCAUUACUACAAAUCUAGUACUACACCGAACGUGCCCCAUUUGUAUAUCCGCGUGUUUGGUUUGACCUGUAAUUGUGGUAUCUGUUACCCGAAUUACUUGCAUGUACUUGAAAAAUUUUACUCGAGUAGGUUCGUAUUCGGUGACUUUUUCUAUCGCGGAUGACAGCGUAGAAAAUUGUCCAGCUUUUAUGAUCAGUUUUGUUUCUUCACUUCUAAGGCCAGAUGCUAGUGCCUUAACACCAGCUUUAACAGCCAUUUUUGAUGCUGUCUCAACUGGUACCUUUUCGUUUAUGUAAGCCUUUUCCAGAUCUAGGGAGAGCUUCUCAAUUUGUUCGGUGAUUUUAUUUAUCUCACCAUUUUGUUUGAUUGAAUUUAAUUUUGCUACUAUCGUUUCAGGAGCAAUUGUUGAAGUACAUUUCGCAGUUAAUUUUGUUAAAAUGUCAUCGACAUCUUGUGGGUUGUCACCCACUGCCGAUCUAGCUUUACCGUCGAAACGCGAUUAAUAACUUGAAUGGCAAUUGCUUUGUUUUCGUCAUUAAUUAGAACCUUCCAUGCUUUAAGCGCUGCUAUUAUGCUAUUUAGUUUUUCACCGUCACCACUGUAUUGUGGAAUCAGUGACGGUAUGGUUUUCACGAUUUCUAAAAUAGACGUCAUCGUAGCACUUUCUCUUAUACGUUUCGCAAAAAUAAUGGCAGUUGCAGUAGCUUUAAAAGAGACAAGCUCUAUUUUUCUUUUCACUUCAACUAGCUGUUCUAUGGCGUUGUAGCAAUUUUUCGAUUUUUUCAAAAUUACUUGGUUUUCAGCUGUAUCUUCAAUUUGAGUUAUGCAUUCAAUUUGAUUCAAUAGUUCAUUAGCUGUUUUUCUCUGCUGUAUAAGUAUUCUAUUUGAUGAUCUUACUUUUAAUUUCAAUUUUAAAUCGUUGUAGAUUUUCUUAAGGUCUUCGUAUUUUUGCCUCAUUUAA